AUGGCACAGAAUGUUCUUGAGUCAUUAUUUCAAGGCCUUCUUAUACAUGCAGAGAUUGGCAAGAAGUCGGACCUGGCCUUGAUUCCGCGAAUAUGGAGCUCGGAGCUCAAGAACAUAUCGCCGCCUCUUCCUGAUGUGAACUCAGUUGAUUUGUGGCUACGGGAAGGGCCAGUCUCAGCUGAAUACAGGGAGAACAUAGUCAUCAACUAUGACGAAUUCUGGAAAGGAGCUCGGCAUUGCCCUCUUGGCGUCAGCGCAGAAGAGCGCGAGAAAGUUUUCGAGGCAGCCUGGAACGACGUAAUGGCUUUCUCUUUCGUUUAUAAAACAUUCUCAGAUGUAUUGACCAAUGAAACUGCAAAUAAAGAAGUUUGUAACUUCAUGAAACGAAAAAUAGCCAAGAUUGUGGAAGAUCCUGGGAAACGCGACAGGCUUACGCCAUUCCCAGAUGCGCUAUAUGCCAAACGACCUGUCUGCUGCGCAAAUUACUAUGAAAUAUUUAACCAAGAUAACGUCGAUAUUGUUAAUUAUCAAAAGACGCCCUUUGUUGGAAUUACCGAAAAGGGUAUUCAAACUGAGGAAAAGCUUUACGAGUUGGAUGUUAUCAUCUAUGCAACUGGUCUUGAAACCGAUGGCAGCUGGUCCACCAUUGGCAUUAGUGGCCCUAAUCAGACAUUGGAACAGCACUGGGUUGAAGGAGCAACUUCAUAUUUAGGAGUAUCGGAAGCAGGAUUUCCCAACUUCUUUAUGAUUGUAGGGCCUCAGUCAGCAGUUGCUAACAUGUCUCCAUUAAUUGAGGGUCAAGUCAACUUCAUCUCAGGGCUGAUAUCAAAGGCUGAGACUUUAAUAAAAGAGAAUGAAGCAAACAGAGAUAAGAAAAUUAUUAUUACUGCUACUCAAGAAGCGGAGAACGAUUACAUGAAAGAAUGUCGAUCCCUUGCAAAAGGAAGCAUAUAUUACAAAGAUAAAUCAUUUCUCUUUGCCGAUAACCAUACUUCUAGGAAGUCAAGCCAAGGGAGAAAUGUUCCUUAG
Molecule: messenger RNA, 1029 nt
Organism: Trichoderma asperellum CBS 433.97
Lineage: Eukaryota; Fungi; Ascomycota; Sordariomycetes; Hypocreales; Hypocreaceae
Source: RefSeq, a predicted model, not a curated record